AUUUUUUACAGACCUGCGACGGUCACACUAUCGCAACAACCAAGAAUAACGAAAAGUACACAAUUAUACAACCCCAAACAAACGCGCGGCGAAGGAGGUGUGUCUAGAGCAGCAGCAGACGCGGAGGUGACCCCCAGGCAAUGGCCAUGUUGACCCGCUUAACCAGCAGCGGCACCACGACGGUGGCCGGAGCACCUGGAUCCCCAAAGGGUCUGCAGCGGUUCCAGAACUACAUCGCCGCCUUCUUGUUUCCGGGUGCUCAGAGGCAGAGACGGAAGUCCACGCAGCUGGACGCCAUCGAUUGCUUCACCAACGAUCUGGUGACCCGGAAAACCCAGAAGUGGGAGGAGCUGCGCGACAGCCUGAUGAAGAAACAACCACCGGGAAUUCAGGAGACGGAUGCCAACAGCAAUGUGGCCACGGCUGGCGAAAAAACCUCAGCCAGUACCUCCACUAGUUUUACCCAGAACGUGGGCCUAAUGUCCAAAGGCGUAAUGAGCGAUAUCAAGGCGCUGCGUUCCCCGCAAUUGGGACUAGACAUUCGAUCUCUCUCCCAGGCGCAGCUGGACAACCUGCUGAUGGCCACGCUGGAAGUGAAGAACAAGCUGGACUUCCUCUACCUGAUCCGUCAGUGCAUCCGCUUCAAUCUGUUGCCCUCCAAUGAGGUGUUCGUCUCCUGUCUAAAGUAUCUGACUGCCCAGCGAAAGCUUCAUCAGCUGGAGGCUCUGGCAGAUACCUGCCGGCAGCUGGAGCAUCCCUUUUCGCAGACCUACGCUGACCUGGCUCCCUUUCGGGCCAUAGCCCUCUGGAACAACGGAAACGCAGACGUGGCUCUGAUGACGUUGCAUCGUGGUUACGGGAUCAGCAUGACUUCGGAGGAGGGCAGGAGGAUGGCGCGCACGGCUUUCCGUACCAUUUCUGAGGAGACGCUGGCCCAGAAGAGUGAGGCCGUGCUGGUCUCACUUCUGGAGGUGGCUCGAGCCAUCCACCGCGAGCAUAAGGACAUCUUCGUGGUUGCCUGUGUGUGGAAGCAGUGUUUUGCAAGCGAUUGGUUUUGCGACCAAAAAUCAGCUGGGGAACUUUUCGAGCACUACAAGGAGCUGCAAGAACUGGUGGAGCGGAGAGCCGGUCCCCUGUGCUCCUCAUUCCUGGGUCGCAACAAUGUAGAUGCCGUGCAUCGUCUUAUCGAGGUAUUUUUGCAGCACCAGCAGCGGUCGGCCUGCUCAAGUUGCCUCAGCCUGCUCUUUAACUAUCAAUACAUGCGCAAGGAUCUGCGUGCCUGCGCUGAAAUAGUGAAAUCCUGUAGUGAGUUGGAGAUGCCGUUGAACGAGCUGCAGAACGAACAGUUCCUCAGCUUGUUCCUCGACCAGAGCGAUCCGCUGGACUCCGCAGGAGCGGCCAGCAAGUACAAGGCGCCCAAGUCCUUCCAGUACAAGUUCUAGUUGAAUGUUCCGAACCUUAAGCCGUUGUCAUCGUAGUUUUAGCACAAGAACGUGUUUGCACCAUUGAGCAAUAUGGCAAGCCAUCCCCAUUUACGCCUCCCCAAAGAAAGUAGCGUCUCUUGAUUAAAUGUUAUUUAAUAUCCGUA
Messenger RNA from Drosophila ficusphila, 1588 nucleotides. RefSeq lists its product as uncharacterized. The transcript is spliced from 3 exons. The record is from RefSeq and is a predicted model, not a curated record. Bases 141 to 1442 code for a protein of 433 amino acids. NCBI's taxonomy places the organism in Eukaryota, Metazoa, Arthropoda, Insecta, Diptera, Drosophilidae.